GGUUCCAGUUUCAUUUCGCCACUCCAAAAUAUGCUUACCUUUGCAUACAUCAUCCUUUUUUUUUUUCUUCCCUCUCUUUUUACCCAGCUAGGUCCCAUUGUCGGACAGGGUUAUGGAGGAGAAUGGAGGAGAACUCGGACGGAGACAGCGGUACCACAUUCUGCCAAAAGGAGCACGGCCAACACGGCCAGCACGGCCAGACUGCCAGACUUAUCAGAGAUGAUCGUCUAAGGGAAUGCAUACCCCAUGUGUUGCGGUGGAGUUGCCUAGUCUCUCGAAGCUUUAUCAACUGGCAACGACACGCGCCAGCACAGCAAGAUGGGGUCACACUCUUCAAGAGCCGCAUCUUCACCUGCGUCUAUCAACCUGGUUCCCUUCCGUCCCCAUUGUCCCUCUCUGGUCCCUCUCUGGUCCCUCUUGGGUCCCUCUAUGGUCCCCAUUGUUCCCCCAUUGCCCCCUUCGACCCCUUCGACCCCUUCGGCCUUGUUCUGUUUAAUUGCGUCUUUACUAGAUCCCUGCCCCGCACUAACGAAGUCCAAUUCUGCAAUAAAGCACACAUGUCUCGCCGUCGAUGGCUCGUCUCUCUGCACCGCAGCCCCGAAUACGUAGCCUAACAUCCCCCUUCUUCAACACAACCACAACCACACCUCCUUUGAGUAGUACAGACCUCGUCGACGAAACUUUUUUUUUCUCAGUGCUGCCCUACCGCUUCCCCAUUGAUCCCUCCUAAUAAAAUUCCCUCGUACAGUUGGGCUUGACUGCAUACUCAAAACGCGCCCCGGAAUCCCAUCCCGCGUCCGUA
Molecule: messenger RNA, 802 nt
Organism: Daldinia vernicosa
Lineage: Eukaryota; Fungi; Ascomycota; Sordariomycetes; Xylariales; Hypoxylaceae
Exons: 1
Coding region: 123-614 (163 amino acids)
Source: RefSeq, a predicted model, not a curated record